This is a messenger RNA of Chrysemys picta bellii (western painted turtle), 2115 nucleotides long. RefSeq lists its product as uncharacterized. The record is from RefSeq and is a predicted model, not a curated record. NCBI's taxonomy places the organism in Eukaryota, Metazoa, Chordata, Testudines, Emydidae.
UUAUUUAGCGUGCAGGGCGGAAGCCGCCGGAUCGCUCGCGUGGCUGCUGCUGCCGCCCCCAUUGCCCAAUACUGCCCGAGGUUUCUUCCCUUGCCGCAGGGCCGCGCUCCGUCUGGCGCAGCCGAACGGUGCCUGGCGGCUCCCGCUUGUCCCGCGGCGCGGGGGCUGGGCAGAGCCAGGGGCGCUGCGAGGGACGGCGGCUGGCGCUAGGAGGACCCGGGAGCGGCUCGUCUCACUGCGCCCGGGGCCACCUCGCAAGCGACUGGUAGUGAAACUGUAAUCGGACAUGGCAACCAGCUUACAGCUUUAUAAGAAGAGUACAUUUCCUCCUCUUCUGAAUAUUUAUCAGCCACCACAUUGCAGGAAUGAGAAUGACAAAAACCCCAAAAAGAUGAUGAAAGAUGACAACGGGAAGAAGAGGAACAACAAAUCAUCAUUUAGUGAUGAAGACGAAGAUGCAAUGAAACGGGCCCUGCUAGAACAGCGCCAUCUUGAAAACUACAAGAAUCUAUACAGGCUGAGAAAUGCCAUGUAUGUACGUUACAGGGAUUUGUUGAACAAGAAAGUUCAAAAGCAACGAAUUCAGAUCCAAAUGUCUGAUCUCAACUUCAGACAAAAUCUUGAACAGCAAGGAAGAAAAAAGUGUAUCCCUGGACAUCAAGUGCCCUACUGCAAAUUGUCUCACGAUGCUAAGUACCUCAAGUCUAUUCCACAGUCCAGUAAUUACCUGGUGAUAGGAUUGCAGAAUGAGUUAACUAGACGUGGAAUCUUAAAGAACCAGCAAGAUUAUGAAGUCUUUUGGACACUGAUCCUAGAGGGCACUCACAGUUCACGGCUUAAAGAAAAACUUCAGGAUAUAAAAUUUAAAAUGGUUGCAGCUAAGUCUUUUCCUUCACAUCCUGUUGUGAGAACCGGUGCAGCACAGUCAGCAAAUGUCCUUCUGAACAACCGAUGUGGGCAGCUGAAAACGAGCUCAGCUUCUCUACCAGGAUCAGUGUCCUGCCAACCACCAGCUCAUCAUCCAAGUAAACUCACAAAGGCCCAAGAAGAAACUGAGCAAAUAUUUCCUAAGCUGCUGCUUUCUUGGCUUUCUGAAUUGCAGAAAAGGCCUGAAGAGCAAUCCAGAACUCAGGAGGUGAGCCAACCUUGCAAAAGGACUAGGAAGCAUUUCCACCAUGAACGACAUCUGAUUUACUUGCAUCAUAUGUAUCAUCUCGCCCUUCUUAAUAUGACAUCUUCCAAGAGACUGCUGGAGAAAAAUGGCCAGUUUGCAGUUGCUGAAAAAGAGCACAGUGUCCAUGAUCUGAUGGAAUACUUGUUUCCAAGUCAUCAUAAACAAUCUGGAAAUAGCGCCACUGAAAGAGGGAUAGAGGAAAGCACAUUUCCCAUUUUGCUAGACAGGAAACAGCAUAAGCAGUGUCACAGGGGCUUCUCCAAAACACGCAUAGUUUUUAAAGAAAUGAAAAACAAUUCAAAGGAGAAACAACAUGAAAAUAAAGGAGCUGUUGAAAUUUUGGAGGAUCAGAAAUACAAUAACAGCACCUUUGCCCCACAUGAAAUGAUCACUGUGCCUCUUACCAUGGAAGAUGUGGUUCUGAACAAUCCAGUUGUGGAAGCUAAGUCAACAGUUACCUACUGGACUAAUUAUGUGGACAAAGAAGAAUCCAUUUUCUAAAAAGGAAAAGGAUGACUAAAAUACAAACUCACAACAGCAAUAAAAUUGCAGCUUUAUGUAGAUCUUAAUGCUGUAUCCCACACAUACUGUGAUGUACCUAUAUUAUGAAAUCACUGUACUGAAUGUAAUUCAACUUUCUACAGGCCAAAAUCUUGAUCUGAAUGUUGUCAUUCACUUUAAUUAGAGCAGGAUUUGGCUCUAGAGCAGUGUUACUAUGGAAUGAUUCAAAACAAAGGAUAAAUGUGUCUUCUGAAAAUAGAUAAUUUACUGUACAAUUGGCUGAGUUCCUAAUCUUUAACUGAUCUACAGUAUUAAUUGUUAGAACUUACACCAAUGAACUAGUUGAUGCUUUUGUAGUUGCAGGUUAUACUGAUGUGAUGAAAAACAAUUUCUCAUUGAGCUCUUGCAAGCUGAGCAAUGAAAGCAAAGGAGGGAGAUUU